CGAACUUCCUCCUCUUUACUAGCUCCACCCGCCCGCCUCGCACAGAGAUAGAGAUCCGCUGUCCCUUCCGCACACUCACACGCACACACUCACAAACCAACACACGCACACACGCCCAGACGCAGAGCUCUGUGACCGGAGAAGAGCACCAAUGACCGUCGGACGAUGGGCCGCCACGUGUCUCUGAACAAACUGUGUUGACUGGAGGAAGCUGCAGUGUCUCUGACAGACAGAACGAGUCGACCAAUCAGAUCCACCAAAGGUUAAAGCACCACUCAGAGCCUCUACUGCAGUACCUCUGAGUAUAAAGUACUACAUGUACCUCUGAGAGGUGGUACAGUGGUACACAGCUGGUUGAGCUGCAGGUUGCUGAGGUCAGAGGUCAUGCAGAGCAUCAAGUGUGUGGUUGUGGGUGAUGGUGCUGUGGGGAAGACCUGCCUCCUCAUCUCCUACACAACAGGAGCCUUCCCCAAGGAGUACAUCCCCACAGUGUUCGACAACUACAGCAGCCAGGUGACCGUGGAUAACCGGGUCAUCAGUCUGAACCUGUGGGACACGGCGGGUCAGGAGGAGUACGACCGCUUGAGGACGCUCUCCUACCCGCAGACCAACGUCUUCAUCAUCUGCUUCUCCAUCUCAAGCCCCGCCUCCUACGAGAACGUCAAGCACAAGUGGCACCCAGAGGUGUCUCACCACUGCCCCGGCGUCCCCAUCCUUCUGGUGGGAACCAAGAGCGACCUGCGGAGCGACGGCGAGACGCAGCGGAAGCUGAAGGAGCAGAACCAGGCGCCCGUGGGCCACCAGCAGGGCGCCGCCCUCGCACGCCACAUCCACGCCGCGCGCUACCUGGAGUGCUCCGCCCUCAACCAGGACGGCAUCAAAGACGUGUUCUCCGAGGCCGUGAGGGCCUUCCUCGACCCGCAGCCCGCCGUCCAGAAGAAGCACUGCGUCCUGCUGUAAGGGGGCGGAGCCUCCUCAGGGUCUUCUUAGAGGUUUAUCUUUGAGGGGGAAGGGAGGAAAGUUGUGGGCUAUGUGGGACUCACGGGUCCAGGUCUGGGUCUGGGGGGGCGAGUGUUAAUUUAAAGCAUUUCUGAUGAACUGUAAAAAAAAAAAAAUUAAAAUCAAGAUGAAA
Pungitius pungitius (ninespine stickleback) is the source of this 1132-nucleotide messenger RNA. RefSeq names its product ras homolog family member Gb (gene rhogb). Lineage: Eukaryota; Metazoa; Chordata; Actinopteri; Perciformes; Gasterosteidae. The transcript has 4 exons. Gene Ontology annotation, biological process: regulation of cell shape; motor neuron axon guidance; establishment or maintenance of cell polarity. The record is from RefSeq and is a predicted model, not a curated record. Bases 385 to 960 code for a protein of 191 amino acids. Gene Ontology annotation, molecular function: GTP binding; GTPase activity; protein kinase binding. Gene Ontology annotation, cellular component: cell projection; cytoskeleton; cytoplasmic vesicle.